Populus trichocarpa (black cottonwood) is the source of this 1128-nucleotide messenger RNA. Its product is annotated as (-)-isopiperitenol/(-)-carveol dehydrogenase, mitochondrial. The record is from RefSeq and is a predicted model, not a curated record. The transcript has 2 exons. Lineage: Eukaryota; Viridiplantae; Streptophyta; Magnoliopsida; Malpighiales; Salicaceae. The coding region runs from base 58 to 855 and encodes 265 amino acids.
CUAAAUUCUGAAUCUUUCACGUAAUUCAUUGCAAAUCUAAAAAACAAGCUAGCUAAAAUGGCAUCUACAAAACCUUGCAAGAACAAGGUUCAAGACAAGGUUGCUAUCGUCACGGGAGGUGCCAGUGGCAUAGGCGAGGCCACCGUGCUUGCCUUUGCUGAAAAUGGCGCACGAGCAGUCGUGAUCGCAGAUAUUCAAGAUGAAAAGGGCCAAAAGCUUGCAGAAUCCAUCGGAACUAACAGAUCCACUUACAUCCACUGUGAUGUAGCUGAUGAAAACCAAGUCAAAUCCCUUGUGGAAUCCACUGUUCAACUUUUUGGUCACCUUGACGUAAUAUUCUGCAAUGCCGGCAUUGCAAGCUUUGGUGAGCAAAAUGUUCUUGACUUCGACCUGGACUUGUGCGACAAACUCUUUGCAGUAAACGUGCGUGGCACAGCAGCAUGCCUAAAGCACGCGGCGCGUGCCAUGGUGGACGGAGGUGUAAAGGGCAGCGUCAUUUGCACAUCAAGCGCCGCUGCGAAUAUGGCAGGGGACAGGUUCACAGAUUAUAUCAUGUCCAAGAGCGGGGUUUUGGCACUGAUGAAAUGUGCAAGUUAUCAGUUGGGCGAGCAUGGGAUAAGAGUCAACUGUGUGUCGCCAGGACUGGUGGCAACACCUCUAACAUGCAAGACACUCGAAAUGGGAGUAGAGGAGGUGGAGAACGCUUUUCAGUCGUGUUAUUACUUGAAAGGAGUGUUGAAAGCGAAGCACAUAGCUGACGCAGUGCUGUUUCUUGCUUCUGACGAUUCUGAGUUUGUGACUGGCCAGAAUUUGAUCGUCGAUGGUGGGUUUAUUUUUCAAGGUAUUCCCAAAUAAAAUGAUCCGGGGAAGGAUGGUGUCGGAUUUAGUUCUUCAUUAAUAAUGAUUUUGCAUAUGCUUAAUAUUGCAAAUAUCUUGUGUCCUGUCUUUGUACACUCUCAUCGGUUCCUGAAAUUGUGGAAGCAGUUAGCAGUUAGCAGUUAAAGAUAAUUUCGUGUAUAAUUACAAGUUAAAGACCUGAUAUGUAUAUCCUGCUGCUGAUAAAAUAUUUAUCCUAGAAGGAUUGUAACACUGCUGCUGAUAAAAUAUUUUCCUGAAAUUGUGCUAGAA